AAGAAAAAACAUUUUUCAACUCCUAGCAAAUCCAACAGAUAUGGCUCACAACAAGUUGCACUUGGUACUAUCCUGUAUGGUAACACUUGCCGUAGUUACUUUACAAGUAACUCAAGCAGUCCAGUAUGAAGUAACUAACAGUGUACCCGGAACAGCCGGAGGCAACCGCUUUGACAGUGAAAUCGGUGUCGACUACAGCAAACAAACAUUAGAAUCAGCUACAUCAUUCAUUUGGAGAAUCUUUGGACAAUCCACUGAAGCAGACAGGAAAUCUAUACAAACCAUAAAAAUGUUUGUGAGGCCGGUAGACCCUGUGGCAUAUGCUAGCGGCAAUGAGAUUCACGUGAAUUCAAAUUAUAUUGCUAGUUAUUCAGGUGAUGUCAAGAGAGAAAUCACCGGGGUACUAUACCAUGAAGCCACUCACAUAUGGCAAUGGAGCGUUAAUGCAAACGGAGGUUUGAUUGAAGGGAUUGCUGAUUUCGUUAGGCUAAAAGCUAACUACGCACCAUCUCAUUGGGUGAAACCAGGUGCUGGUGACAGAUGGGAUCAGGGUUAUGAUGUGACGGCCCAUUUCUUGGACUACUGUAACAGUCUUAAUAAUGGGUUUGUUGCAGAACUAAAUAAGAAGAUGCGGACCGGUUAUAGCGACAAUUUUUUCUUUGAAUUGCUUGGGAAAACAGUUGACCAACUCUGGAGUGAUUACAAGGCGAAGUACGCCCAGUAAAUCAGUAACUAUGUACUACUUGAAAAGGACUGAUGCAUAUCGCAGUCUACAAGUGUAGCUGCAGUAUUAAUAUUACAGUAUGAAAUAAAAGUGGGAACUAAAGCAUCAUACUGCUGUUCUGUAAUUUGAGCUAAAUAAUUUUAUUAAAUGAAAUCUUCCAAUCCUUAUGUUUA
This is a messenger RNA of Papaver somniferum (opium poppy), 897 nucleotides long. RefSeq lists its product as uncharacterized. The coding region runs from base 41 to 724 and encodes 227 amino acids. The transcript has a single exon. The record is from RefSeq and is a predicted model, not a curated record. Lineage: Eukaryota; Viridiplantae; Streptophyta; Magnoliopsida; Ranunculales; Papaveraceae.